UUCACGUAAACUCUGAACUAUUCUAUUGAGAAUAAUUGACAAUACUUGAGUCAUUAGUCAAUGCAUCAGCAUCAGCCUCAAGUUAUGUGCUGUAGUAGAAAUCUAGGUAAGCAUUUAAAUUCCAAAUACAGUGAUAUAUUUAGAAACAGAACACCUUGCUAGAAUCCCCCUCCCCCAUUAUUCCUUAUUACUUACUAGUAUGCUCAAACAUGCAUUGGGUGUGAUGCAUCCGCAUACCUUAUUCUUCUAAUGCAUAUAAUAUAAUAUAAUGAAAAAUUAUGCAAAAACUUUUUACUUUUGUCUCUUUGAUUAUCUCGUUCUUUUGCAAUUUACUUCACAAUUUUCUAAUAAUAAAUUAUUUUGUUAACAGUGACAUAGGAAGCAUAUUUUUCGAAAGGCAGUGUCUACACGUCCGGCGCGCCGGACGUAUAUCUCCCGCACUAUUUGUCCGGCAACCAAGUCACAUGACUGCCAUAACAAAGUGGCGAGAGAUAUCUUGUUGGUCAGCCUUGUCACGUGACUGCGAAUGAUUCAAAACUAUUGUUAUUAAAUUGUUAAUUUUAAAAUCUAUUUCUCUACCAAGUAAUGUACUUAGUAUCUUGAAUGCAAAUAAUAGGAAAAAAAAACUUAUGUGAAAGUGGCUUGUAAACAUUUUUGUUUAGUUUCCUAUUUGAGUUUGUGUACCAGUAAUCCAUAAAAUAAAUUAGGGGCCAGUGUGGAGUAGACAACCAAUAAAAGUAAAAGAUUUCAUUUUAAAUUGUUUAAAUUGCUACAAAAUAUUUAAAAACUUCUCAUGAAACUACCGGGUACUGUUGCUGAUGAACAUGAUAAUAAAAAUAUAAUAUAAAAUAUUUUCAAUAUAUAAGAAAAAAAAACAAUCCUUUCCCGGGAAUUGAUCCUCAAAUCAUAAUAACAUUAAGCAAAAACUCUACCACUAGACCACACAAGAUCUGCCAAACUGCACUUCGUUCGGAAUAAUAAAAACUACUAGCGUGACAUGGCGCCGGUCGUAUAUCUUGCGCACUAUUUGUCCGGAGUGCCGGACGUGUAGACACUUCGUUUUCCAAACACUGAUAUCACUUAAUAGCAUGGGCGUGGUUUUUUUUUUGUUACUAGCAACGAAUUUACUCUUAUGUAUCAGUAAAAGUAUAAUGAUACAUAUUAGCUUAUUAUGUUUGAAGUAAAAUAAUACAUAAAACCUAAGUCUAAGCCUAAAAGAAAUAUUAAUAAAAUAAUAGAAAUACUAUUUUAUUGCUGCUACUGCAUUUACACUUAUAGUUAUAGGCCUUCUUUAAGUUAUUAUUUUUAAAAUUUAAGUCAUUUAAUUAUAAAUUAUCAAAAUUUUGCGUAAAAUUUAUUUUUUAAUGCAUUUUUUUUUCUUACUAUAUAGUAUAGUUUGUUCAAAAAGAGAUUUGAUCAAAAUUUGAACGAGUGAACUAAAAAAAAAAUUUGAUUAAAUUUCCACUCUAUCAACCUUUCGUUGAUCAAUGUUCCGUCAACUAAAUUUCUUUCAAACAAAUUUCUGGAUAUGUUGAAAACUUGUAUUCGACUUUCCAAAUAUAUGCCUUAAUUUGCCCACAAAUUUUUUAUUUUAAAAGAUAAUGUGACCAAAUUUUCCUGCAACCAGUUUUCAAUAAGUUUUUUUUUUUAUAAACAUAACUUCACUUCUAAUCUAUAAAAGAUAGAAGAUGAAAUUUAUAUUUUUAUAAAGCUUAUGGUUAGCCCUUUAAAAUGAUGUAUCUUUUAUGGCAAUAGAACAAUAUUUAAUAUUUCUGUCCGAGUGAUUAUUAGAAUGAGUUAUUCCUCUUAAUAUCAUCAACAACUCACUGAGAGCAUUGAAACCUUUCAUGAACUGUGCAGUAAAAACCCACCACCCCUAUGCCAUGAGUGAGUUAGCUCAUGGAAUGUUGAUCAUGCUUCUAAAGAUUUCCUUCAUCAUCUUGAUCAGCACAUGAAUGAAAUCAGCAUAUGACUAAUUAUAUUACCUUAACUAUAUAUACUAUAAUAUACCAUUGUAGAAUUAACAAAUGUUCUUUUUAGACCUUCACAUAUCACAACCUGCAAAGGAAAGACUUUUCCACAACAUACUGCUGUGACAUGAAAAAAUAUAUUUUGCCUGUUCAAGCAUUAAGCAACAAGCAUCGGGACAUACAUAAAAGUACUUAUCAUUUAGCAAGCAAAAUAAAAAUAUUAUGAGCCCUGCAAUUAAAAUUAAAAACAGACUUGUGCUGAUUCAACAACUAUUAUAGCCAAAUUACAAGUAUGAUUAAAAUAAUAUUAAGAAGUCUUUUGAUAGGCCAUUAAAUAUAAUAAAAUAAAGUAUUAGUUUUUCAGUCAAUUAUUUUUUUCAAAAUUAUUCAUCUAAGGACUAAACAUACCUUAAUUUUGAAUCUAUUAUAAAGAUGAAAAACAUCUUUCUUCAUAUUUCCUUACUACACAUGUGUCAUGUAGCUGAGACCAAAUUCUUAAAUUAGUCUAUUACUAUUAUAUAGACGUGGAAUUUCCACUAUAUAAAUAAAGAAAUACAAUGGAAUACAUAUUUAUAUGACAUCUUAGUUAGUAAUAAACAUUUCUGCUAUCUUGAAAAAAUGUAUCAAGGGAGAAAACACCCAUGUGGUGAAAAUUUAAUAAAUUGGUUGAGUAGUUUUGCGGAAAUUUUUAUUUGCUCAUUCUUGUAGGCAAUUGAAUGCUUUAAACAGGGAUUAUCAUAUCAAUUACAAUUCGUGGAUAAUGUAUUAGAAAUUAAAUAGUAGACUUACCUUAAUUGAAGUUGAUAUAUUUUUCAGAAAAAAUUUUUGAUUCAAAAAUAGCGAAACACAGUACUGUUCAGCACCCAGUUCUAUUUAAAAUGAUCUAUCAAACAAUGCCUUUAGCAAAGAAAUGACCGCUAAUCGCUUUUUUUUCCCCCACAUCACAUACGCAAUAUGUACAUUUUAAAGUGAACAAAAGGUUUUAAAAAAGGGACAUAAUUCUUCCAUGAUUUGUCACUAGCAAUAGCAGUAAAAUGAUUUAACCAAGUACCUAAAUUUAGCAUAUUUCAAAGUCACAUAUUUUUAAAGCAUUUCUAAGGGUUACAUGGUAAAAAAUAAAUUGCUAUAAAAUGACUUGAGUGUUGGACUGUGAUAAAAAUUUCAAGACGAUAAAUGAGACACAAACAAUUUGUGUCGAUAAAACAAUACAAUUUCAGCUUUAAUAGAACAUUCUGUGAUCAUUAUUAAGCUGAGCCUUUAUUUUUUUAUUGACACAAAUUAUUUGUGUAUCAUUAAUCUAUAAAAUGACAGAACACCUUAAACUUCCAAUGAUAUGGAAGCUGCCAUUAAAAUAGCGAGUUGAGCAAGAAGUAAUUUGAUUAGCUGGUACAAAGACCAGCCAGCCGAUCGCAUGGCUUUUAUUUUUGGGUAGAUGGAUCAGCCUUUUGUCUUUUUUGCAACUACAUUCAGCCUUCUCGAGCAUUAAAACAUUCUACAUAUCCGCCCAACUGUUACUGUUUCUCAUUUUGAUUCAUUUAUUGAAUUAUUGCCUGAAAACAUUCUUGAUCAAAUUGAGACAUUAUUAAAAAGAAAAAUUGGUCUGAAUUAGCCAGCAUUAUUAUUAAAGUUUAAGACUUGGACAUUUAAUGUCUUAAUAUUUUGUAUUGAAUUAACUCAUAAUUUAUGUUAUUUCACAUAUAGGUUAAGUCCAUUAUGACAGCAACAAUAGAAGAAGAAACAAGUCCCAUAAUUGGUAUGUUUUACAGUCUUUGAGCUAAAAUACAUCAAUAUACCAGUUUUUAAAAAGUUUUAUCCUGAACUUAAUAUUUUAUUAAAAUGUGGUUCAAAUUAUUAUUAUUUUCUUUUUAAAUUAAAAAAUUACCCACAAUUUAAUACUGUUAUUGAUGGAAAAAUUUAGUUAUAAGUAAUAUUUUAAACUGACAUUAUACAAAAAUUACUAUUUUUUUGUUGAUUUAAAAAUAUUUAUUAGCAAUAAUUUCAGUUGACAACCUAACAAUUACAAUUCUUUAUAAAUUGGGCAUAUGAAGUAAGAGAAAUUUUUAGAAAUUUAAGCCUUUUAUUCUUUAAGGACCAGUUCAAUAGUUCUUUCAAUUUUAUAUGCCUUAUUUCAAAUGUCUUGUUAAUUAUCCAUUCAUAUUGUAAUUGUUUUUUUUUUGUUUUUUCAUUGUCAGCUGUUAAAGAGCUGUUAACCACAAAAAAUGAUGGAAGCAUAGGUGCCCAAUGGGAAGGAUGUCAGAAAAAUCCAGGGCAUCGUAAUCUUGUUUCUUGGUUAAUGUUCCAAUCAGAUCCUAGAAAGUAUCUACUGGAUGCCCACCUAUCAGAUGAUGAGGUUACCACAGGCUACAUAAAAGCCGCCGGUGAACUAACUGUCAUGCUCAGGAUGAGUUACGCAAGCCCGGACAGGACUAAGAUCUACUCAUCCUUGUAUGAAUUCAGGGGACAUGCUCACAAUUUCUUUGGAAGUGGUUUGGUGGUUUAUGAUGUAGAGGAAACUGAAAAUAAAUGCCGGUGCUCAAAAUGCUAUACAUCCAUAGUGAAACCCUCGGCAUGGAAGGUUUUUGUAGCCACCGCAACCCAUGUGGUGCUUGAUGGCCGAGAAGCUGAGAAGUUAAUUGCUGAGUUAUAUUAUCAUGAUUUCAAUGACAGGAGAUCCGUAAAGAAACUAUAUGGCAUUGGCAUUAGUGAGCGUAGCAUUCUUGGAGACUGCUGCGUGGUCGAAUGCUGCACAUGUGACAGAUUGAUUGCUGAGGAGAUUAGGAAAUUUCUGAAGAUUCAAAAUGAACUAUUCCCCAAAUUACCCAAAAUCAGUAAAUCAUCUACUGUUAUAAUAUCUCACCCACAUGGGAUGCCCAAGUACAUAAGCUUCGGGGAAUGUGUUGGCAAGGAUUUUAAAAAUAGUCAACUUUUCCAUUUAAGUGCUUGGAAAUACAAAACAGCUACUUGUCCAGGGAGCAGCGGCGCACCGGCUUUGUGCAUGAGUGACCAGUUUAUGGCUAGGGGGUUAAGGUUCCUGGUGACGAACUUACAUUUACAUAGCGGAGCAGGUCACUCUGGAAACUUUAGUAGUAUUUCCUGUCAGCCUUCAUUGCAUAGGAAAUCUAGUUCUGGCUCAAUAAAGGUCUGUUAUUUCAUUAAUUUUUACAACAUGGUUAAGACUUGCCUUAAAAUCUUAGCUGCAUGCAAUGAGUUUUUUUUUUUCUAUCUUUACAAAGUUUUUUUUUUUUUAAAUCACCAAUUGAAAAAUUAACUCGGUACCUUAAACAAAAGUACUGGAUCCAUUCUGACAAAAAAUAAAUUGGAGACUUAUUACUUUAAGAUAUUAAGCGUUUUCACUUCUGCAUCUGUACCGGUAAUUAAAUUGAAAAUAGGGUUGCUCUAAGUAAAUAGCAGGUAAUCAUUAAUUUUAAAAAAAAUACAUGAACUUUAACAUGUGCUAGAUGCUUCUCCUCCUCCUAUAAACUAAGAUGAAGCCUUUGUUGUUAGUGAUUAGCUGGUCAAUCGCUAUAAUUGCAUGUGUCAACAUGUCUAUUCAGAAAUUUUUUGUUUACUGUUCAGGUUAAGCUUUUCAUGGUUAAGCUUUUGGAGCAAUUGUCCCAUUUGAGAUGCAAUGUUUAAAUGCUUAUGAUUGUAAUGUUAAUUGCCAGUACUUAUUCUUAAACCUCUUAUAAGUUUUAAUACUUAUUCCUACUCCUUUUAGCCCAAUUUAUUAGAGUUCUUUAUUGUGAUUUCAAUGAUUAAAUUCACCCAGUUAUCCAAAAUAAAUUACAAUACAUAUUUUUUAAGCACAAUACAUAAAACUUUUAGAAUCAAUGAGAUUAUGCUAAUCACAGAUUUUUCUUCUUUCACCAUAAUUUUCAAGCAUACUUUUUCACCUUCUUUAUAAAGAACUAAAUUUGUGUUUGAAUUUUUACAUUCCUGUAGGAAACUCAAGCAUCUCUACCUUCCACAGAUUUAAAGACAAAGAAGAACCUUUUUCCUCAAUCAGGUGAAUAUUUUUUUUUUCGAAUAUUUAACUUAGUUUUCAAACAUGUGUACUGACAACUUGAGUGAACUUCGAAUGACACCGACAAUGCCCCUAAUGGACAGUACCAAAGUAACAGGUAAAUAACAUGCUAGAUCAGAUCAGUUGUACAGCAGUGAACAUAACAGAGGCUGAAGUAAAAAGCUGCAGGAAUUCCAAUAGGAAAUUAAGAGCAGAACAGACAAAAUGGCAGUGGACUAUAGUGUUAAGCAAAAAAGGUGUCUUGUGUCAACUGUGUGGUAAGAUGUGUCACUUCACCAUAUGUCAAAUAAAAUAACACAAAUCAAUGCAAUUUAGCAAACUACAAGCUCUAUCUAAGCAAUUUGGCUAGUUAAAUCAUCUAUCUAAGCAAUUUGGCUAGCUACAUUCUCUGUCCAGGCAUUUUGGCUAACUACAUCCUUAUCAAUUAAUCUUAGAGAAGUAAAACAAUGAAACUUUUCACUGUUGAUUUCUGAAUAAUGUAUCAGUAGGAUCAAGUCACAAAUUAGUUUUAGUUUUAUCAUUUGGCAGUGAUUAUUUGUUUAAUCCUUUUUUAAAAUAAAAAAUAUGAAUACAUAUUUUUUUAUUGUGUGUCACAGCACUUGCUGGAAGAAGAAUUCACCCCAAAGGAUAUUUCCCCAAAUGUGAAAAGCAUCCCAGGCAUGAAAAGUUUAUUCCUGUCCGCACUCUUGUGGUAGGUGAUCUGCCAGAGAAGUACAGAAAUGAUGAUGUGCUCAAUUUCAUCAAAACCGUGUCUGACCUUACAUGUUUGAUACGUGUCAAGUGCCGUAGCGUAAACCGACCUGCGGUUUAUCCUGGUUCAAACAAACCUUACCCAUUGUCUGGAGACAAUACUGCCGGGCACCACUUUGGCACUGGGUAUCUUCUAUUUAAUUGUGGACAGAACAUAAGUGACAUGAAAUACUGUCCUUGUCACUUGUGUGAGCAGUUGAAAACCCCAAACAAAGAAUUUUGUAUUGUUUACAUACGUACGGCUAACACAGUUGUAUUUGAUAAUGUUGAGGCCCAGCGGUCGGUGAUGACCUUCGAAACUGGGAGCUUCGGUGGGCACAAUAUGAACGGCGUUCGAGUCAUCUCAAACAACAUUGAUCAGGACUGGAGCAUAAUUCAGUGCGUGACUCACAAAGUGGAACUUUGCCAGAAGUUUAAUUCCUUACGCGAAAGCCUGCAUAAACUUGAUAAAAUCAUCCGCUUGAAAUACAACAACGAAGAGCAUAAACUCAGCAUCGUCGUCUCCCAUCCCCACGGGUGUAAAGACAAACAAGUGACUUUUGGUGAGUUUACUGGUAAGCAAUGGGGUGAAUGCAAUGAAGACAUCUAUUUGGAGAACUAUACCUACAGCACCCCCACCUGUUCAGGGUCCAGCGGAGCACCUGUGGUCAUGUUAGGUGAGGGCGUUCCUCGGAUAAAUGAGCAUUACAUCACCUGUCAUAUUCACAGUGAUGCGUUGGAAGACUAUAACAAGAGUGGUUAUGUUAUAGACUCGUUGCUCUGAUGUAUUUUUUUUUUUACACACUUAUAAACAGUAUAGAUGGGCAGCAUUGUUUUUUGAAAAUGUACUUUUAACUACACAUUGAAGGUAUUCAGCAUGGUAAUCAAAGUUUAAUGUGUUUUGCUACAAGACAUUCCUCUGAAUCUUUCAUAACUACCUUACGCAUAUCAAACUAACUUGAGUCGACCGAUAUUCUAAGUUCUAACUAAUUUGAGCUUUCAACUGCCAGGGAUCAGAUUUCAGACAAAAUGCAACCAGUAAUGUGAAUGCAUUCAUUUGAUUAUCAGAUAAAUUUUCUGAAUUGUAUUCAAUGGAUUGAUUUGCUCUGAGAUAUACUUUCUUAGAUGUCCCUGCAAGAGAUCAAAUUAAAUAACUUCUUUUUGUGAUAUUUAUUCCUACAGAACGGUGUAACUUUAAUUUUGAAAUACCAAAUUUUUUCCAUUUUGGUUAGGGCCUGCAUAUGAUUCCUUUACUCUUUGGGCCUCCAUAUAAUAAUGUUGAUAUUGAUAUGCUUCUUGAGCUUGAGGCUUAUCAACUAUAUUCAUUGUGGAUAAUGGAGGAAGUAAAUAUUGCAAUUGCAG
Molecule: messenger RNA, 8085 nt
Organism: Lymnaea stagnalis (great pond snail)
Lineage: Eukaryota; Metazoa; Mollusca; Gastropoda; Lymnaeidae
Source: the annotation of a GenBank genome assembly